AUGGGAGAACAAGGAUCUUCUUCCAGCACCACAACAUCUCCUUCCUUAUCGGAAUCCAUGGCAAACUUCACUGUUCCAACGCCGUUGAAGUUUCUCAUGUCGAACCUGAAGUCCAUCGUCAAUGUUCAGCUGUCAAGUGACAACUACGCGAUCUGGAGACUUCAGAUCUUCAAAUCAUUCUCUGCGAAUGGUUUCGAUGGAUAUCUCACCGGAAAAUCUACUUGCCCAUCUGAGCAGAGCACCGACAACCGUCUAUGGAAGCUCAUAGACCAGAAUCUGGUCUCUGCACUGAUUUCAACCAUCUCACCUUCAGUUCUGCCUUAUAUCAUUCAUCUAUCCACCUCGAGCGAAAUCUGGGCGACGCUCGAAACCUGGCUGCAACCCACGAACAGAUCGAGAGUAAUACAGCUCAAACAUGAGCUCCACAACGUGAAGAUGGGGAACCAGUCGAUUGCGCAAUAUCUCACUCAAAUCAAAACCAUUAUAGAUAAUAUCGUAGCGGCUGGAUCGAAUGUGGAUUCUGAAGACAUAAUAAUCUUCAUCUUAAAUGGGCUACCGGCGACUUACAACCCUCUUUAA
Molecule: messenger RNA, 579 nt
Organism: Dendrobium catenatum
Lineage: Eukaryota; Viridiplantae; Streptophyta; Magnoliopsida; Asparagales; Orchidaceae
Exons: 1
Coding region: 1-579 (192 amino acids)
Source: RefSeq, a predicted model, not a curated record